AUAUUGUUAAUAUUAAACUUAGUACACGAAUAUGCGGCCAAAUCCUGCAACGAAGAGGUUUGCGGUUCUAUAGUAUCCAAAUGUAUUCUAACACAAAGUUGCAAAUGCGAACAAAAGGAUGAGUCGUGUUUUAAGGACUGUGUACGCUGCAUGGGCAAAAAAUACUUUGAGAAUUGUUGCGGUUGUGUGGAUCUGUGUCCCAAGGCUAGUAGCAAUGUGGAAACCUCCUUAUCACAAAAAUCUCAUGUGGAAAAUUUAGAAGGAGUGCCAGAACUAUUUGAAGCUUUAGUCACAUCACCUGCCGAUGAAUAUAGUUGGAGUAUUCUCACAUUUCCUGUAAACUAUGAAGCGGCAUUGAGAGGCUCAAACUUGAAAACGAAUGAAAUCUAUAGUGGUAAAACGGAGAAUGAAUUGGAUACAGAUUUGUUGGCAAAUUGCACUGUAGUGUAUUUCGAUCAUUGUGUUUCGUGGAAUAAAUGUCGCCAAAGUUGCAGAAGUUAUGGUGCCAGCAGUUAUAGAUGGUUUCACGAUGGCUGCUGUGAAUGCGUGGGAUCCACUUGCCUUAAUUAUGGAGUCAAUGAAAGUCGUUGUAAAUUUUGCCCCGAAGAGGAAGAUGAGGAAUUCGAUGAAGUUGAUCAACAUUUCGAGAAUGAUGAUGGUUCUUAUGAAUUCGAAAUAUUUGAUGGAAAUCUUAAAGAUAAUAGAAUUUAA
Messenger RNA from Lucilia sericata (common green bottle fly), 711 nucleotides. RefSeq names its product protein twisted gastrulation-like. Gene Ontology annotation, biological process: regulation of BMP signaling pathway. The transcript has a single exon. The record is from RefSeq and is a predicted model, not a curated record. Lineage: Eukaryota; Metazoa; Arthropoda; Insecta; Diptera; Calliphoridae. The annotation marks the transcript as partial.